Marasmius oreades (fairy-ring Marasmius) is the source of this 3431-nucleotide messenger RNA. RefSeq lists its product as uncharacterized. The transcript has 4 exons. NCBI's taxonomy places the organism in Eukaryota, Fungi, Basidiomycota, Agaricomycetes, Agaricales, Marasmiaceae. The record is from RefSeq and is a predicted model, not a curated record. The coding region runs from base 133 to 3195 and encodes 1020 amino acids.
CUUCCUCCCCACGCGUCACUACAUAAAAUGAGCCUCCACAGAUCCUUCGCGUGCCCUGCUUAUUCCCCUUCUCCCCUCGAUAAUUCUCAUAAUCCUUCUCAUUCCAUGUUCUCCCUGUCAUAAUCAUUCAUCAUGGACACUGAUAAUUCUUCAUCGAGCGAUGUACCAAUGUCACCUUCCACAACGUCGGCAACGACGACCACGGCGAGCAUAACGUCUGCAUCACCACAUACGACAUCAACUACAACAAGUUCAAAUUCAAAUUCACGAGCCCAACCUCCACAAUGUGUCUCGUCAUCGGCAACCAGGUCGCCACCUCGAUUACCUACAACAGCUACAAUCAACCCUCGGUCUGGUUCUACAACUCCGACUCAACAAAGCCAGAAUCCCUCGCCACAAAGAAGUUCAUCAUUAUCGCCUCGAAUCCGCGAGCUCAGAGGACCCGCCACUUCUAGUUCAGGCUCUUCGAGUUCUUCCAGCGGAAGUAGCGGUGUUUACGGUUCUAGUCAAAGUAAUGGUGUUCUAGACGCCAAACCUUCUUCUCAAUUGGCUCUUAUGCUUUCCACCGCUUUGGAGGAACUUGAUACGCUCAAAAGCAGAUAUUCAGAAGAGAAGCAAAGGGCCGAUUAUUGGGAGGGAUUAGCGAGAAGUUUUAAGGUUAUUGAAGAGGCUUACAGUGCUGGCAGUGGUGCCGGAAGCUCGGGAUCGCCAGGUCAUGACCGCUCACCGCGGUUUAGCACCAGUUCUACCAGUUCGCAGCAGCAGCAUGCACCAGAUAUAUCGACAUACCCUCCAGCCGUCGUCGAGCUCGUUUCAUCUCUCCAUCAAGCCCGUUACAACGCCGAGUGUGCUCGUGAUGACGAACACGCGCGUAGGCUCGUUAUCACCGAUCUCUGGCGCCAGUUAAGGGACUACUUGGACGCCUUGGAGAGACACGCGAGAGAUGCCAAACUUGCGUUCGACAGGAGAGCUGUAGGUUUGAAUAAUGGAGAACCCAUCGAUACCGACCGAAGCGGAACAACAUCUGGUGGUAUCCUCGUUGAAACUCAACGGCCUAUACCUUCUCUACGUGAUUUGGAAGGUGCCGGUUUUGUCUAUGACGAAAAGGGUCGGAUCGUAAAUAGAAGUGGGCAUCCGCUUCCUGUUGGACUCGAACCUUUGAUUAGGUUUCGCAGCGAGCGCGGUCCUCCGGAUGCUUCGCCUUUCGCAAGCACCGCAAUGGGCCCUCCUACCCUUCCCCCGUUUACCACUGCGCCAGAGCCAAAAUCUCACAGAAAGCGAAGGAGUGGUAGUAUCGAAGGUGGUCACCACGGACAUAGUGGGCAUGCGCACAAGAAAAGUCGCGUUAAUAAUUAUCUUCCUCCGCCACAACCACUUCACCCCCCUUCGCAUUCCGCACAACCCUUCAAUUUACCCCAGAACACCUCUUCCGCCCCCGACCAAAGCCCUAAUCUCUCCAGCCAUCCCUCCCACUCCCGUCCGUCCCCUCAGCUAACUCACAUACCUCCUCCACCUCCUCCACAGCAACACUAUGGGGAUGCACGACCCCCAGGCAAGAGCCAAGGCCAGUUCGUACCGUGGCACCCACCGGGUCACCCUACUUUCAGUGCACGUGACUUAGAACGGGAUCGACAGGAAAGGGAGAGAGGAAGGCCUUCAUCUUUACCUCGUGAAUCACGGGAGCGAGUUGAAAGAGGGAGGGCAAGAAGCAGGAGUGCAUCGUCCGACAAAUCGUUGGACGAUAUGAUUCUCGAUGCCACUGCUUCUACGAGCCAUCCUGAUCAACCGGAAAUAGCUGGAACCCAGCUACCACCUUUACGCUAUACUCCCGGCUCUGGUGGCGGUGUUGUGUCGACCAAACGCCGCUCUUCGAGGGAGCGUGAUGAACGUGAAAGGGAUUAUCAUCAACCUCGAUCACCCCCUUCAAACCACCACUACCUUCCUCCACCCGGAGGACCCAAGAUGUAUACGCAUCCUCCGCCUCCGUUACCUCAAUUCCAAGGUAGAGAUGUCUUUGUGGCAGGUGAAGGUAGGUCUGGAGAUAGGCCUGGUGAAGGUGUCGUAAGGGCGGGCGAGAAUGGUCAGGGAGAUCCGCAUCAUCCUUCGUUUAGCAGCAGUCAUGCCAGUCACCAUCCACAUGCUCUUACCGCGCAUCCCACGAUUCCUAAUGGACAAUCGCUAUCAUCGCUCCCAUCCUCAUCUUUGACGUCCUCUCAUGCCACCACCACCACUUCCUCGCAUCCGUCCAUUCAAACAUCUUCCUCGACGAUAGGCAGCCAAUCCUCACUCGUUCAGCCAGGGUCAUACCCUCCCACGAACUCACAAGGUCAACGUAUCUGCCGUCAAUGCGGACAGGCCGGACGAUACAAAGAUGGGAAAUGUGUUGAAAAGUGGGGACCAGGUCCUCAUGGUCCUGGCACUGUUUGUGAUCGGUGCCGCAAGAAGAUGAAACGGGUCGAACGCCGUGGAACGAUCGAACAAGCUCAAGCCGUUGCUGCUGCGCAAGCACAGGCUGCUCGACAGCAAGCUGCGGCGCAGGCUAGAGCCGAGGCGGCAAGGAUGGUAGCUGAAGCUGAGCAAAGAGAGAGGAUGGAAGAACGAGAACGAGGGAGACCGAUAGUUGCUAAGGAUAGGAUGAUGUUGACGAGGAACGAUACUGUUAUUGUCCCUCCUGCCGAUGCAGGGGCAAGUCCUGGUUCUUUUUCUCGUCGAGAUCGGGAAAGGGAAUACUCUCCACUGGGUGGGAGGUUAACGCCCUUGAUGACGGGCACCGCAGGAGAGCUGGCACCUCCUCGGACGAUCGUACCUGCUCCUGGUCCUUCAACAUCAUACCGAGGGAACCCAUUACCUCCUCGCAGUUCGUCACUCCGUCCUUCUUCCCGUAGAUCUGAAUCGCGUUCUGGGUCUGCGGAGGAUGUUGACCUGGAUGCAGAGGGCGACCUUGACGAUGGCGAUGGAGACGGUGAUCCUGAAUCUCCCGAAGUUUAUUCCAGUGAAGCAGGAGGGGAACGCGAUUUGACAGGUCCUCAGCGCACCCGUAGUCGAGGGGGAAGCGGGGGAAGCACUGAAAGUCGACGAUCUGGAGGCAGUGGUGUGGUCGUUGGAGUUCGGAGGGAAGUACGAGAACAGGAAGAUCCGGAGGCGGAUAUCCUGGAGGCCAUCGAUGCAGCUGAACAGAGCGUCAAAUCCGAAUGAUUCUAUUUCACUCACUUUACUAAGCACAGCGACCUUUUUUUAUUAUCAUACUUCCAGACAUCUCACACCUCACCUAUCAUAUCAUUUUACAGCGACGUCCGUCGUUGCAUAAGUCGAAUGCUGUAUCGAUUGCAUCUACAUACUUCUCGACCUCGAAAAUCAAACCAUAUUGUAUUAUUAUCCGUAGGUGUUGUCAGUUACUUUAGAUGCGUAAAAGCAAUCAAAUCUUGUUAGCA